AUGAGUAGAAAUAGAGAUCUUCUGUCCAAAAUCGGUCUCCGCCUGGACGGCAGAAGACCGGACGAGCUCAGAAGGAUCCGUUGCAAGCUAGGAGUUUUUACUGAGCCCGACGGCAGCGCCUAUUUGGAACAAGGCCUCACCAAAGUCCUAGCUGCCGUGUACGGUCCACAUCAAGUACGAGGGGGCAGAUCGAAAGCCCAACACGACACUGCUAUCAUCAAUUGUCAGUUUAGUAUGGCCGUAUUCUCCACCACGGACAGGAAGAAGCGUCCGAGAGGUGACCGGAAAUCAACGGAGCUAUCUAUGCAUUUGCAGCAGGCCUUGGAGGCUGUUAUAAAGAGCGAACUUUAUCCUUGGUCACAGAUAGAUGUGUAUGUUGAAGUAUUACAUGCAGAUGGAGGUAUAUACACAGCAUGUGUUAAUGCAGCUACCCUAGCUCUUAUUGAUGCUGGCAUACCACUCAAAGAAUAUGUUUGUGCUUGUACAGCUAGUUUGGCUAACAAUGAUGUUCCUAUGAUUGAUAUUUCCCAUCAGGAAGAAAUCAUAGGGGGGCCAACAUUGACUGUGGCUGCUUUACCAAUGUCAGGUAAAAUUGUGUUGAUGGAAAUGUCUCAGCGUUUUCACAUGGAUCAUUUGGAAAAGGUUCUGAAUAAAGCUUUACAAGGGUGCAAGGAUAUUAGACAGAUAUUGGAUGAGGCAGUGAGGUUACAUGUGAGGGAUAUAGGCAGUUCUACAGGAUGGGCUAAUACAAGUUGA
Molecule: messenger RNA, 756 nt
Organism: Phaedon cochleariae (mustard beetle)
Lineage: Eukaryota; Metazoa; Arthropoda; Insecta; Coleoptera; Chrysomelidae
Source: the annotation of a GenBank genome assembly